AUGGCUCGCGUUUAUGCUGAUGUAACACCCCUGGUUGUUUUCUAACUUUUCUAAUCCCCUGCCGGAAAUUCGAUGUCGCAAGCGAGACUACGACAUAACAAUGCUCGAGUAGUCCCGGACGCGAUAUUUUUGCUACGGAGGUAACAGGGAAAAUUGAGAACGUGUGGCUAAUCCGCAGUUUUAAACACGGUGCAGGUCAAUCAGCAUAUGCCUAGAGCAUAUUGGGACUAUGACUCGGUCAACAUUCAGUGGGGUGUUCUUGAGAACUACGAAGUCGUGCGCAAAAUUGGUUAGUUUCUCUAUUCCUCAGAACCUGCCGCUUUCCGAACCCGGCUUUGCUGAUAUAUUCCUUUGCCUGGCCCCCUACCGCAGGUCGAGGUAAAUACUCGGAAGUGUUCGAGGGAAUAAACAUCACAAAUUACCAGAAAACCGUUAUCAAGGUUCUGAAGCCGGUCAAGAAGAAGAAGAUUAAGCGCGAGAUCAAGAUCCUGCAGAAUCUCUCCGGAGGUCCGAACAUCGUCGCUCUGUUAGAUGUUGUCAGGGAUCCUCAGGUUUGUUGCCUUGGCCCGGUUCUAAUUGGUAUUACGUAUGAGCUGCUCUAACGUCGAUGUUCUACCACAUCAGAGUAAGACACCCUCGUUAAUAUUCGAGUACAUAAACAACACCGACUUUCGUAGCCUCUACCCGAAGUUCCAGGAUUACGAUGUGCGCUACUAUAUCUACGAGCUGCUCAAGGUUAGCGUCCUCUGAGGUGUCAACGCGGAUCGGGAGGUUUUUGGUGGCAGCUAACCUUCGGAAUCCUUUAGGCACUCGACUUCUGUCAUAGUAAGGGUAUCAUGCAUAGAGACGUCAAGCCCCACAAUGUCAUGAUUGACCACGAGAAGCGGAAGGUUGGUUUCACAAAUCCCAAACGCGCCCGAUGCGUGCAGAGAGCUGAUGGUUGCGCCAAUAGCUGAGGUUGAUCGACUGGGGUCUCGCCGAAUUCUACCACGCCGGGACCGAAUACAAUGUCCGCGUUGCAUCGAGAUAUUUCAAAGGUCCGGAACUGCUCGUUGAUUAUCAGGAAUACGAUUAUUCCCUCGAUCUCUGGUCUCUGGGUGCUAUGUUCGCGUCGAUGAUCUUCCGCAAGGAGCCCUUCUUCCAUGGUAACUCUAACUCGGACCAGCUCGUGAAGAUUGCAAAGGUCCUAGGGACGGAGGAAUUAUUCGACUACCUCGACAAAUACGACAUUGAGCUCGAUACCCAGUACGACGAUAUCCUAGGACGAUUCCCUAAGAAGAGCUGGCACCAAUUCGUUAAUGCCGAUAACCAACGUUUCGUUAGCAAUGACGCUCUUGACUUUUUAGACAAAUUGUUGAGAUAUGAUCAUCAGGUAUAUUCCUAGUCACAUUCUACAUCCCCCUGAUGAUACUGACGGGUCUUGGUUCUCAGGAACGCCUGACCGCAAAGGAGGCCAUGGCCCACCCUUACUUCGAGCCCGUCCGAAGGGCAGCGCCGACACCGAAUCACGGAUCAUCAUCCCAUGCUUAAACGUAGGCGAAUGGAGAUCGAACGGCGCGCAAAACAUACUUGGCGAAACCGAGGCGAGGCGUUACCAGUCUAUUCUUUGCUCUUUGUUUUCUUGAAUCAUGGCUACAAUUAUGUUUUUUCUUAUGAUCGCCUCUCAUACGCUCCUCUAUAUGCAUAUCCUUUUUGUCACGUUUUGUUCAUUUGUCUCCCUCUGUGCCCCUGAUAGUGCGGGACUCCUUUUCUCGGUUCUUUCUUUCUUCUUUCCCCUUAACCUCCUCGGUCCAUAUUAAAGGUUUGUGGUACCCGCCCAUUCUGCCCAAAAUGAGAAGGGUGGUCUUCUGUCCGUUUCCCUUCGGUCCCCAUUUUGGUACGAUAUGAUAAUAGUUUUUCGGUUGAGUUACUCACCAGGCUCGCAUCUCUUCUUUACCACCAUCUUGAUCCAUACCUCCGUUCCACCAGCUACCGUAUUCCCCUGUGUCUUUAGCGCCCCUUUCCGAACUUCUCCCCUUCCCAGGUUCUUAUUUCCUUUUUUCUUUUCUUUUUUUACUUCCCUCCAGAUCCCCCUCUAUCUGGAUGUUGGCAUGUAAGGCAUUGAACAGUUAAUGAAAGCGGGGGGAGAAGGAAAAAAAAAACUUAUCCCUGAACACUGUGCGUCUUCUCGGGCGCUCAUUAUCGGCAAUCGCGAAUAAGAGGAGGGGAGCAGGAGGCAGACGGGUUGAUCGGGACUACCCUACUGUAUCGUACACCAGUAUAAUAAUAUAUAUAAAAAAAUACAAGAGGUGUAAAUUUUAUUUUAAUUUUUUCCCCACCGGGAUUAUGAAUGCUCCCGUAUGAUAGCACAGGCAGAUAGACAAAGCAUUUAUGAGCUGUCUGCUGUACUGUGCUGCACCCCAGCAAGUUGCCGUAAUCUAGAAUGCCUUUUUUUCUUUUUCUCCUUUCUUCUCCCUUAUCUUUCUUUUUCCUUCUGAUCUUUUUGAUCGGAGGUGUGCAUAUCAUGCCGUAGCAGCGGAUGGACAGCUGGAGCAGCAACGAGGUUUGAUACAGUAAGUUGUUGCUGAUGGUAUUUCCUCCUUCACUUUUUUACUCACUCCUCAAUUGAACCCUAUUGAUCGACCCAGACUACGCACAGCAGCAACCGGUACCUCUCCUCCCUUGGAUUUUGAUUCCAGCGCUGGUUUUCCGAUCCCGCCGAGCAUGCACUGUACCGGCACGACACUGUACUCGAGUACAUGCUAGUCUACGGGGCACCCACCCACACACAGUAUAGAGAUGGGGAGGAAGGAAAGAAAAAAAGGGAUACGAUACAAGCUAGACCCUACCGUAAUAAUUCGGCACGAUACAAUCUGAGCACGGUACCGGUAUGUGCCCAUCUCCACCAUCUCGCUCGCGGUCCCUCUCUUCCCGUCCGCAACCGUACAGUACUGUAUCAUACCAUACUGUUACCACAUAGUAGUUGCUUCUUCUUCCCUACGCUCCGUAGGCAGUUGUCAGGGAUCGAGGACUCAAAUCUACGGAUCGAGGAGGGUGCGGGUUGACGAACGGGAGGGAGGAAGGGAGGGAGGGAGGUACGGUACUGGAGCACCGGUGCCGGUACCAGUACCGGUACUCGUGCUAGUAUAGUACUGUACAGUACAGCACCGUAGGGCUUUUUCUUAUGAUAUGAUACUUGUAUGAUGCGAUAAUUAUGAUAUGAUGAAGGAUCGGAAAAGCAAAAAAAAGAAAAAAAGAAAAAAAAAGGCUCCGGGUAACGGGGUUUAUCAUACACGUUCAAGGAGGUUUCACUUUUUUCCGCUCUUCUCUUUUGUGAUAUAUCUCUGUCGGGAGACAAUACCGGUACCGGUACAGUACCCCCGGGUACUCGCAAUGUCACUCGGAAACAAAGAAGAAGGUAGGCUUUGUGUAGCAAAUGGAGGAGCAAUGAACCGGUUGGUUGGGUUGGGCAUGCCAUUUCCCUUCUGGAAUGGGUGAAUGGAAGGCGUCGGUUGCUUCGCUUACAUACAUCCCUUUCGAACCAAUCCACCCUUCCCUCCCUUCCUUUCCCUUCCGCGCUCCCUCUCAUUCAGCUGCGUUUUUUAUUGUUUUCUUUUCUUUUCAGCCUCAACAAGAAUAGCGGUGCUUUGUGAUGAACAUGAUGAUGAUGAUGAUGAUGAUGAUGAUGAUGGUGAUGGGAGAAGAACAUCGAUUUCACAAACCAUUGAAUGUUACCGCUGCUGGACUUGUUCUUAAUUACGCUAUCAACGUCCGCGACGACUAGGUUUAAUCCUUUUUUUUUUCUCUUCCUUCCUUCUUUCUCACCCCAUCCUGGCCCCAUCUCAAGAUUUGGUUUCAAAGCUCGAACAUCGACCCCCCCCUUGUGCCCCCCCGUCCGACGUGCCAUACUCGGCAUUAACCAUUAGCCGGCGAUCAUUUCAACGACGCGGGUAACUUAUACUCGAACCAAGUUAUCCGACAGCGGCAGGGCUGUGAGAGCACAGCUAACCUUAAUCCACAAAAACCUCACUCCAAGAACUACCGUUUCCACCAACCAGCCACCACCACUCCCCCCUCCUCCUCCCAACCAAACAACCCAAAAAAAUAACAUCGCAAUCACAGUCCCCCCCCCACUGCUGCUCCCACUACGUCUUCCAUUCAUCCAUCGUAGAUCGAGAUACGAUACACACGCACACCUACGGUCGGGAGCGAAAAGGGGGGAAGGAAGGAAAAGGAGAAAAGAGUCAAAAUGCGUACAGACCCCC
Messenger RNA from Tuber aestivum (summer truffle), 4244 nucleotides. The record is from the annotation of a GenBank genome assembly. NCBI's taxonomy places the organism in Eukaryota, Fungi, Ascomycota, Pezizomycetes, Pezizales, Tuberaceae.